GUGGUCCUCUCCAUCUUCAUCGAGUCGUUUCUCGGAUCCGAUCAAGCUUGGAAGAAAAAACAGAGAUCAUAUCCAGGCCAAGGAUAACGUUAUUCCAUCACCGUUUCGAAUAUCCUCGCAUCCAAACAAGGAGUUACAAGCGCCAUGGCUUCGGUUUUCAGCGGCGACGAGACUGCUCCUUUCUUCGGCUUCCUCGGAGCAGCCGCCGCUCUCGUCUUCUCAUGCAUGGGUGCUGCAUAUGGCACGGCUAAGAGUGGGGUUGGUGUGGCAUCCAUGGGUGUGAUGAGGCCCGAGCUUGUCAUGAAAUCGAUCGUUCCAGUGGUUAUGGCUGGAGUUUUGGGGAUUUACGGGUUGAUUAUAGCCGUUAUCAUCAGUACCGGGAUCAACCCGAAAGCCAAAUCAUACUAUCUCUUUGACGGUUAUGCACACUUGUCGUCAGGUCUUGCUUGUGGACUCGCUGGCCUUUCUGCCGGAAUGGCUAUUGGGAUCGUUGGUGAUGCUGGUGUCAGGGCAAAUGCUCAGCAACCAAAGCUCUUUGUGGGAAUGAUUCUCAUUCUGAUCUUUGCCGAGGCUCUUGCUCUAUACGGCCUCAUCAUUGGUAUCAUCCUCUCAUCCCGAGCUGGGCAGUCCCGAGCUGACUGAUGAGCCAAUCAGUUUGUCUAUCGCAUUCCCUGUCGUCCAGACAUGUUGUUUUACCACCAGAAUUUGUUCGUGUUCGGCUUGUUACUCUUUUCAAGUCAAGUUCGAGGAAUAAACAAAAACCUUUUUUUUUUGUACAUUAAGGAGGAUUCAGAUCUUUUACUCUCUUCAUGUUUCAUUUUCUU
Messenger RNA from Tarenaya hassleriana, 824 nucleotides. Its product is annotated as V-type proton ATPase 16 kDa proteolipid subunit-like. Lineage: Eukaryota; Viridiplantae; Streptophyta; Magnoliopsida; Brassicales; Cleomaceae. The record is from RefSeq and is a predicted model, not a curated record. Gene Ontology annotation, molecular function: proton-transporting ATPase activity, rotational mechanism. The transcript has 3 exons. Gene Ontology annotation, cellular component: proton-transporting V-type ATPase, V0 domain. Gene Ontology annotation, biological process: proton transmembrane transport. The coding region runs from base 145 to 642 and encodes 165 amino acids.